AGACAGCAUAGUCACCAAAAGCCAAAAAAAGCCUCAGAGGCAAAGGGAAGGGGCUGACACCCUGAGAACUAAAGAAUGACGAAUGAGAAAACUCCUCCCUGCUGAAGAUACUCAGGUGUAUAAAGGGCACAUGAAGGAACACUUAAGACCUAAAACAUCAUUGUCAAUCUUGAGUCUUGCAGAUUUCUUAGCUCAGAAGAAAAAUGAGCACCAAAAGUGAUAUGAUUCGGAAGUGCUGGUGGUUUGUAUGCUUUGUGGGUCUGUUCAUCACUGGCAACCUCUGUCUGGAUUGUAACUUGCUGAAUGUUCACCUGAGUAGAGUCACCUGGCAAAAUCUCAGACUUCUGAGCAGUAUGAGCAAUAGAUUUCCUGCAGAAUGUCUAAGAGAAAAGAAAGCUUUUGAGUUGCCCCAAGAGAUCCUAUCACACAACCGGCCUGUGAAAAGGGACAUCAUGGAGGUCUUCUAUGAAAUAUACAUACAAGCCUUCAACAUCUUCAAUCAAUACAACUUCACAUCCACUUGGGAAGAGAAACAUGUGAAACAAAUCCAAAUCGGACUUGAUGAGCAGUUGCAGUACCUGGAACAAUGCUUGGAAGAAGAGGAGAAGGAAAAUGAAGACAUGCAUGAGAUGGGAGAGAAUAAGAUGAAAUACUCAGGAGCUAUGGUUCCCCAGCUGAGCAACCUAGAACUGAGGAGAUACUUUCACAGGAUAGAUAAUUUUCUGAAAGAUAAGAAAUACAGUCACUGUGCCUGGGAGAUCGUUCGAGUGGAAAUCAGAAGAUGUUUCUACUACUUUGUGAAAUUCACAGAACUACUCGGGAGGAAAUAA
Manis javanica (Malayan pangolin) is the source of this 830-nucleotide messenger RNA. NCBI's taxonomy places the organism in Eukaryota, Metazoa, Chordata, Mammalia, Pholidota, Manidae. The record is from RefSeq and is a predicted model, not a curated record.